Nasonia vitripennis (jewel wasp) is the source of this 2429-nucleotide messenger RNA. Its product is annotated as serine/arginine repetitive matrix protein 2-like. The record is from RefSeq and is a predicted model, not a curated record. Bases 195 to 2315 code for a protein of 706 amino acids. NCBI's taxonomy places the organism in Eukaryota, Metazoa, Arthropoda, Insecta, Hymenoptera, Pteromalidae. The transcript is spliced from 7 exons.
AACUUCUCGGAAAAAAGCGAAGCUCGAACGGCCAACUUCGCGAUCGCGUGCGCGCGAAAGGUUCGCUGGUCAAAUAGCCGAAAUCGGCGGUGGGAAAAUUUUUCGUGUCGCGCAAAGGACUGAGUACCGUUGAUGCCUCACCAUGCGGAAAGCGGCUCGAGUUGAGGGCCGCGCGGAGAAGCGUCGCUGACGCGAUGUUCGCUAGUACAGCGCCGAGCGGCGGUCGCUACCUAACCUUGAACCUGCUGCCGCAAUCCGUGCUCGAGGGCGCGUUCGCCCUCGCCCUCGUCGUCCUGCUGGCCGUGCCCCUCGUCGCUCGGAUCCACCGUCUGCUCGAGGACGCGCCGAAAGACUCCAGAGAUGUUCGCGGCAUCGCCGACGAUCGCAGUCCGGGGAUGCACGGCCUCGACGCUAUUCCGUCCGACACGAGCCUGCGUUUCGACUUACACGAAUCCGAGGCGAAGGACGCGGAGAAAAUGCGACGCGCGGAGUCUCGGGACGACGACGCGCGCGUUUUCGACUACCGGGCCUACAGGCAUCGGCUCAUGGAGGAAGUGCUCAUGAAGUACUACGCCGAGCGCCAACCCCCCGGGCAGGUUGUCAUGAACUCGAUUCACCUCAAUGCCCAGGACGACUCCAACUUUCAUUCAAAGGGCCGCGAUCUGUUCGGGUUUAUCGACGACGUCGACGAGCCGUCCGGCCGCAAGAACGCGAGCUACGUCCAUCCAUUGGACCACUUCCUGGUGAAGGGUCCGCAGCGGGCGACCACGGAGGAAAAGUCCAUCGAGACCAGGAGCCCGUCGCUCUGGUCCAUCCCGGACAUGAUCUCGGACGCCCGGCUAAGCAGCGUCAAGAACGAGGGUGAGCUCGUCGUCUCGCUUCCCAGGACAUCCCAGCACCACAGGAACCACCUGGAGACGCUCACCAGAGCCGAUCAUCACGGAAGGUACGAGGCGGAGGAGCGACCGAAGACCGUGGCCAGCCGUUUGCCGACCAAGCCGCUGGAAUCCAAGGGUCAGCAGAAGCCGCACUACAGGAUGCAGCCCGCUGAAAUUUUGCGCAUAGAUCGCGAGGACUGCAGCUCACGGCCCCUGACCGCCGGCGAAAGCUCGAGCGACCUGGGCAGCUCGCUGUACGACACCGUCGAUUCGAGGCGUCGUCGAGGCCGAGGAGAUGACCCCAAGAACCUCAAGCGGCCCUGGCUGGUCUCGUCCCAUCCGGAGUCUUACAAUCGCAAGUACGGCAAGCAGCUGCGCGAAUCCCUGUUCGAUGCGCGCUGGCGCCUCCGCCAGUCCUCGCCGCGCCAGAGUAACGCCACCGCAGCCAACUGCAGUAGCACAGCUUCGCUGCUGUCGGCCGUCAGCCGGAGCCCCAGUCCGAGCUCGGACUCCAGAGCCCCAGCGCCGCCGACUUGCCAGCAGAAGGGCUCCGAGGUGCUGCAGAAGGUCACGCUGCUGAGCUCCAGCCUCGAGCAGAGCGACAGGCGGGAGAGGAGCAAGCUUGGUCUGCCGGAGGCGCAAGAGGGCAACGAGUUCUCGAAAUCCCAAGCUCCGGCCGCCUCGGUCGCCUCGAUAGCGAGCAGUCCCGGCACGCCUCGGCGCAGGGUCUCGCGGCUGCCCCUCCACAUAAACUCGAAGAAACCCAUCGCGAGCAAGCUGUCGCCGAGCGAGACCGAGGGCCGGGCCAAGUCCGAGGACCAGCGUCCCCAAGCGAUUAGCUCCUCGAGCGAGCGACCGAAGACUACGAGCGGCGCCGUCGGCAGAACUGCAGCCUCGAAGCCGCGAAAGCUCGCGGUCAGCGGGGAGAAGAGGCCCAAGACGUCCGACUACAGCGCCGAGGCGCCAAAGACGCAGAAGCCCGAGGACGAGGCUGGGAAAAAGCCGGUCAGCUGGAGCGUCACCCUCGCGACCAAAAGCAUCAAGCGGAAGCCGAGGAGCAGCGCGAAUGGCAAUGAAAGUGAUGCCUCCCGCAAGGACGACCCGUCGGCUCAGCGGGCUCGACCGCGAGCACGUUCCUCGCGCAAGAACGCUGGCCGCGGCGCAGGGGAGAACGCGCGGGUGAAGGUCGCGGUGAACCGGGGCCUCAAGACCUACAUCGAGAAGCUCAAGAUCGUGCUGUCCGAGCAGCAGCAGCAGCAGCAGCAGAACAGGGGCCGCGCUCAAGUCGAGUCGGCUGAACUGGCCGGACUGAGUCUCGUGGAGGCCGUCACCGCGGAGAUCGAGGCGAACCUGAGCGCAGGCGAGAUACACGAGCUCAGGGACAUACUGCAGUCCGCCGAGAGGAAGAUCACCCUGGGAACGACGAGUAAAUGCUGAGAUCGAUUGUCCGAGAGGGAUCAUUUGAGAGUCAAAAUUCAUGGUAUCGGUUGUAUUAAAUAGAAGUCGUGGGAGAAUAAAUUAAGCGUAAAGUUUACGCUGAUUUUCCGCGUG